Pristis pectinata (smalltooth sawfish) is the source of this 1027-nucleotide messenger RNA. It is a transcript of the gene mrpl15, whose product is annotated as mitochondrial ribosomal protein L15. Gene Ontology annotation, molecular function: structural constituent of ribosome. The record is from RefSeq and is a predicted model, not a curated record. Gene Ontology annotation, cellular component: mitochondrial large ribosomal subunit. Gene Ontology annotation, biological process: translation. Bases 51 to 941 code for a protein of 296 amino acids. The transcript is spliced from 5 exons. NCBI's taxonomy places the organism in Eukaryota, Metazoa, Chordata, Chondrichthyes, Rhinopristiformes, Pristidae.
CGCGCGGUUGUUUGCGGCAGCGGUAAACUGUGGUAGUGGCGGGGCCGAGGAUGUCGUGGGACGGCGCCCGGACGGGCCUCGAGUUGCUGCGGCGGCUGCCCCGGGUUUCACUCGCCAACCUCCGGCCCAACCCCGGAGCCAAGAAAAGGGAAAAAAGACGCGGCAGGGGCAUCCACGGAGGGAAAAAAAGUGGUAGAGGUCACAAAGGCCAGACACAACGUGGAAACCGCCCACGAUUAGGAUUUGAAGGUGGUCAGACUCCAUUUUAUAUUGUUAUUCCAAAGUAUGGAUACAACAAGGGGCACAGUUAUCGGCGUCAAUACCAGCCAUUAAGUUUGAAUCGACUGCAGUAUUUGAUAGACCUGGGCAGAGUGGAUCCAUGUCAACCUAUUGACCUGACUCAGUUGGUGAAUGCAAGAGGAGUUACAGUACAGCCACUGAAACGAGACUAUGGAAUCCAGCUAGUGGAGGAGGGUGCUGACAACUUUGCAGCAAAAGUAAACAUCGAAGUCCAGUGGGUAUCAGAGCUUGCUAUAGCUGCAAUUGAGAGGAAUGGUGGAAUUAUAACUACUGGAUUCUAUGAUCCACGGAGUUUAGAUAUUUUAUGCAAGCCAGUGCCAUUUUUUCUAAGAGGACAACCCAUUCCAAAACGUAUGCUUCCACCUGAAGAACUAGUUCCUUACUACUCAGAUGCCCGAAAUCGUGGUUAUUUAGCAGAUCCAGCAGAAGUUCAAAAGGAACGGAUGAUGCUUGCCAAGAAAUAUGGAUACAUUUUACCGGAUAUAAGCAAAGAUAUGAUGUAUAGCAUGUUAACAAUGCGCAAGGAUCCCUUGCAAAUUUUCUUUGGUCUUGCUCCUGGCUGGCUGGUUAACCUACCUGAUAAGAAAAUAUUAAAACCAACUGAUGAAGAGCUAUGUCGUUACUAUAGAUCUGAACUGUGAGUAAUGAUGUCAUUGUAACUAGAAAUAUCAAGGCUGAUUUCUCAUCUGUGUAAACUGAAUAAUGUAUUAAAAGACUUUGUUUUAUA